Messenger RNA from Drosophila hydei, 794 nucleotides. Its product is annotated as protein twist-like. The record is from RefSeq and is a predicted model, not a curated record. Lineage: Eukaryota; Metazoa; Arthropoda; Insecta; Diptera; Drosophilidae. Bases 231 to 602 code for a protein of 123 amino acids. The transcript is spliced from 2 exons.
CAAAAAAACCUUAACUAGCUGCCAACUAACAACAAUGUGCAAGAUAUCUGUAAUAAAAAUUGGCAAACAGUUGAAUUGUGUGAAAACAGUAAAAGCAACAGCAGCAGCAACAACAAUCGUAAAUUGCUGCUUGCCACAAAUAUAAAAGCGUAGCUUUGUUCGCCAGCAGCAACCACAGCAACAAUAACAAUACCAACUAUACAUAAGAAGACUUUGUUUGUUUUGUAAAAAUGUCCAAACUGUUGAAAAUCAAUUCACUCUCGUUGCUGCUGCUGAUGGCAACUGCGCUGCCCCCACAGCAACAGCAACAACAACUGCAGCAACAGCAAAUGCCAGCAACAGUUGCUGCAAUGAGCAGCACAGCAAAAACAACAAUACUUUUAAAUGCAACUGACAACGCUGCCACUUUCAUCGAUAGCAACUACAGCAGCACUAGCAGCAGCAGCAGCAACAACAUAAACAGCAAUGAAGCUUCCACCGCCAUCUAUGAGCAGCAGCAGCAGCAGCAACAACAACAGCAACAACCACAACAGCAACAGUCACAACCAUUGCAAUAUGCACAAAUAACGGCAUUAGAUAAAGAAGUAGUUUUCGGGCCUUAACAAAAGGCGGAGCUCCAGCAAAAAUGCGUAUUUAAAUGGAACGCAGCAGAAGUCACAAAACACCAACCAAAUGAAAACAAACCGUGGCUUUGGCAAGUGCUUAAAUUGCAAAUUAGCUGCGCCACGGCAACGAUGGCUGCAACAACAACUACAACUAACUACGACACGGUUUACGAUUGAGGGCGGAGGGAA